Fulmarus glacialis (Northern fulmar) is the source of this 876-nucleotide messenger RNA. RefSeq names its product RWD domain containing 2A (gene RWDD2A). Gene Ontology annotation, molecular function: protein binding. The record is from RefSeq and is a predicted model, not a curated record. The coding region runs from base 1 to 876 and encodes 291 amino acids. The transcript has 2 exons. NCBI's taxonomy places the organism in Eukaryota, Metazoa, Chordata, Aves, Procellariiformes, Procellariidae.
AUGGCUGUCACAGUGCAAGAGUGCCUGGAGCUCCAGCUGCUGGAAGUGGAAAUGCUCCUUUCAAUGUUUCCCAAAAAAGGUGAAAUAAAUCUGGAUGAGGAUGCUGUGCCCGGCGUGCAGCGCUACCUGAGAAAAGCUGAUGGAGCUUUGCCCCCACAGCUCGAAUAUUCAAUCGCUAUUGAUGUAGGGGAGACAAAGGUAAAAGUGGAAUUGCAGGUACUGCUGCCUCAUAUGUAUCCUCAGGUAGCUCCUCAGCUUUUUGCAAGAUCAGAUGCACUGCACAGACAGCAACAGUUGCGGCUCAACACGCAUCUCGCUUCUCAUGUCAGCUCUUUGGAUUCAGGUGAACUGUGUAUAUAUGAAGCUGUGCAAUGGGUGAAAGAAAACAGCCUGCCUUACUUGGAAGACUGUAAGGUCUCUUCUGAAAGUGCUUCAGAAGAAGUCGUAGUUAAAGAAACAUUGCAUCGCAUGUGGAUCUACAGCCAUCAUAUAUAUAGGCAGGAACUGAGGAAAAAGAUUUUUGACUGUGCAAAGAAGUUAAAUCUGACUGGCUUCUGCCUAACAGGGAAACCUGGUGUGAUCUGUGUGGAGGGACUCCGAGCAAGCUGUGAGGAGUUUUGGCAUGCUAUUAGGUAUCCCAACUGGAAGCAUAUUUCAUGCAAGCACGUGGAGAACAUAGAAACAGAGGGAAGCAUCGAUAAUCUUCGUCUCUUUCGUGCUUUUGAAGACCUACAGUUUCAAGCACAUGGUGAUUAUGGCCUGAGGAAUGACUAUCACAUGGAUCUUGGCCAGUUCCUAGAAUUCCUGAAACAACAUCAAAGUGGACAUAUUUUUCAGAUUUUAUUUGGUGUCGAAGGCAAACUUUCAGACAAAUAA